This is a messenger RNA of Triticum aestivum (bread wheat), 1576 nucleotides long. RefSeq names its product cytochrome b561 and DOMON domain-containing protein At4g12980. The transcript is spliced from 3 exons. Lineage: Eukaryota; Viridiplantae; Streptophyta; Magnoliopsida; Poales; Poaceae. The coding region runs from base 156 to 1334 and encodes 392 amino acids. The record is from RefSeq and is a predicted model, not a curated record.
CCCACACGCUCUGCUUCCUCCCCGACUCUCAACCCGAAAGAAAGCUCAGGCCUUUCUCUUUCCCCACACACCACCCACCAGUCUCCUCCCGCCUGAACCCCCAUUAAUUCCUCGGCACCGGAGAAGAGAUCCCCCGUCCUCUGACGCCAGCGGCCAUGUCCGUCAUGCGGGUUCUUGCGCUGCUGGCGGCGGCGGCGCUGGUGGCCGCGGCGCCGGCGCGCGUGGGCGCGGCGGGGGCGUGCACGGCGGAGAAGUUCUCCAAGAACCGCGUGUACGCGGCCUGCACCGACCUGCCCACCCUGGGCGCGUCCGUGCACUGGACCUACGACCCAGCGGCGUCCUCCCUGUCCGUGGCGUUCGUCGCCGCGCCGCCCUCGGCCGGCGGCUGGGUCGCCUGGGGGCUCAACCCCACCGGCGACGGCAUGAGCGGCACGCAGGCGCUCGUCGCCUCGCCCACGGGCGGCGGCGGCGCGUACGGCGUCCAGACGUUCGACAUCCAGGGCACCUCGCUCGGAUCGCCGGGCCGCAUCGCCUACAAGACGUCCGACCUCGCCGCCGAGGUCGGCGCCGACGGCCGCGUCCAGAUGUUCGGGAAGCUCGCGCUCCAGAACGGCACCGGGGAGGUGAACCAGGUCUGGCAGGUGGGCCCAGCGUCGAGCGGGAGCAUCGGCAUACACGCCAUGGCCGCUGCCAACAUGGGGGCCAAGGGGAAGCUCAACCUCGUCACGGGGGCGACCACCGCCGUCAGCGGAGGCAGCAUCCUCAGGAAGAAAAACACCCAUGGAAUUCUGAAUGCUGUUAGCUGGGGGAUUCUUCUCCCAAUGGGAGCCAUAGUUGCUAGAUACCUCAAGACAUUCAAAUCAGCCGACCCUGCUUGGUUCUACCUUCACGUUGCUUGCCAGCUGAUUGGGUAUGCUGUGGGAGUAUCUGGCUGGGCCACCGGUAUUCAUCUAGGAAAUCUGUCCAAGGGAAUCACCUACUCGCUUCACAGGAACAUCGGGAUCGCUGUAUUUGCUCUUGGUACCGUUCAGAUCUUUGCACUGUUCCUGAGGCCGAAGAAGGAUCACAAGCUGCGCGUGUACUGGAACGUGUACCACCACUCGGUGGGCUACACCAUCAUCAUCCUGGGCAUCGUCAACAUCUUCAAGGGCAUGAGCAUCCUGGACGUGGCGCAGAAGUGGAAGACUGGGUACAUCAUCGCCAUCGGCAUCCUGGGCGGCAUCGCCGUGGUGCUGGAGGUGAUCACCUGGGGCAUCGUGCUGAAGAGGAGGAAGACGGAGGACAAGGCCUACAACGGCAGCGCCAACAACAACAACGGCCAUCUGCCGAUGUGACGCGAUGCGAUUCUUUCUCGGUGACGAGAAAUCUAUGGGUUGUGUUGAGUUGAGCUGCGUGUGUGUGAGCAUGGAUUGGCAGAUAUUUAGGUUAGGGUCGGGCCUUAGUGGUCUUCGGUCUCUCUGUUUCUUUUUGUAUGAUGAUGAUGAUUGAUAGAUGUGUGUAUAGUACUGCUGCACAUUAUAUUAAUUAUUAUACUGGAAUGAGAGAGAGGAGAUGCUGGCCGAUGGAUAGUUGGAUA